Messenger RNA from Condylura cristata (star-nosed mole), 1089 nucleotides. It is a transcript of the gene COMMD2, whose product is annotated as COMM domain containing 2. Bases 52 to 651 code for a protein of 199 amino acids. The transcript is spliced from 5 exons. NCBI's taxonomy places the organism in Eukaryota, Metazoa, Chordata, Mammalia, Eulipotyphla, Talpidae. The record is from RefSeq and is a predicted model, not a curated record.
GUGGCCCGGGCAGAGUCGUCGCAGCCGAGUGUGGUCGGCUGCGUUUUGAAAAUGUUGCUGGACCUGUCGGAGGAGCAUAAGGAGCAUCUGGCCUUCCUGCCUCAAGUGGACUGCGCGGUGGUCGCGGAGUUCGGGCGGAUCGCGGUGGAGUUCCUGAGACGAGGCUCCAACCCUAAGAUUUACGAAGGCGCCGCCAGAAAACUCAAUGUGAGUAGUGACACUGUCCAGCAUGGUGUGGAAGGACUGACAUACCUCCUUACUGAAAGCUCAAAGCUCAUGAUUUCUGAACUGGAUUUCCAAGACUCUGUUUUUGUGCUGGGAUUCUCUGAAGAAUUGAACAAAUUGUUGCUUCAGCUCUAUCUGGACAACAGAAAGGAGAUCCGAACUAUUCUGAGUGAAUUGGUACGAGACCUUCCCAAUUACCAAAACCUUGAAUGGCGACUAGAUGUACAGCUUGCAAGCAGAAGUCUCAGGCAACAGAUUAAACCAUCAGUGACUAUAAAGCUGCACCUUCAUCAGAAUGAUGACCACAGCACCAGAGUCUUGAAGACGGACCCAGCCACCCUGCUCCAUUUGGUUCAGCAACUGGAACAAGCAUUGGAAGAGAUGAAAACGAACCAUUGCAGGAGAGUUGUCCGCAGCAUCAAGUAGACCCAUUUGAAGACUUUACUCCUUUGGAAAAAGUGUGCUUCAGAAGCACUCAGCACUUACUUUGCAGAAUUUGUAUUAAUUAAUGAAAACACACAACUUUCAUGAAAUUUAUUUUACUGUGAGAAGAUUCUGAGGUCAUAACAAAAAGCUGAUGUAAAUUUCCCUUCCAUGUGUAAAUGUGGCCAGAUCCUUGAUAAAUUAAGAUGUAUUUUCAAUUUUAAAUAUGUAAAUGUGAUUGAGUGAACUGGGAAUGAACCUGUUCUGUUUAUAUUUACCUAUUGGUGAAUAUCCUGUUUUUUGCUAUUUCUUUUGACUGCUUAACUUCAUUAUUUAUCUCCUUAUUGAACAAAAUAAACUUUUUUUGUCAUGCUAAUUGACUUAAAUUAUACUCCAAGUUGUAUGAUUAUAUGUUGUAUUUUAUCAAGGAUUACUUUUUCC